AUGCAGGAACUAGGAUUCAACCCACUUUUCAGACCCACUCAUCACAAUUCUCAUGGUACUAAGGCGUACGGUAUUUGUUGCUCAAUUAUCGUGGUGAUGACUCCUAGAGCCCCCGUUCAAGACCCGACCCCAUCCGAAGUUUGGAAGAAAGUGGAAAAUCUCCCUCUAAAGACCGCGACAGGUAGCACCAAGACUGCCCUUCACCAGGAUUCAGGAGGAUCCGCAGACGAAACCCAAGAUACAACAAUGACAGAAACGGGAAAUUCACCAAAGACCGAGACCGAUGCUGCUUCAGCUCUGGAACCUGAGGCUGUGGUCUCCGGGGCGAAACGCGACACCUCUCAGACAAAAGAUGUUUCUUCAUCCUCGGAGUCAAAGGACACCAUUACCGACUCCUCUCAGACCUCCACUGGACCUGAUGCUGAGGCCCCAGUUGCCGACGUAGAAACCUACGGCCAGUUCAAAGAAGGCCAAAUCACCUCCGAUGAGGAGGACGAGGUUACAGUGAUCCGUAGUGACUGGGUGCCCUUGGACAAGCGACGGAAAGCAGCGCGGAAACGCAUCCGGCAGUCACAAAGCUAUAUGGAACUACUAGAGGAUCGUGUGGCAUUCCUAGAAUCACAUAUCGUAAAAUAUAAACCAGAUGAUCCGAUUGAGGAGGAGGAUGAGGCGCCGCCGGCGAAAUUAAUGCGAAGGGAGCCAAACAGGAUGUUAUUUGAGGAGUUUGAACUUGCAAGACAAGAAGAGGGGGAACAUGUUCUCGACAUCCAAGUCCGUGAUCCUGCGGAGGUUGGCGAAGCAAGUGCGGGAAGGGCAGAGAAACUGAGGAUUAAUUCUGUGCCGGUAUUGAAGAUCUUGGAGAAGAUUACUACUUCGAAGCCUUUCGGUAACUCGUACAUCUUCUUGAGGCCUUUUAGAGAUCUCAUGCGACAACGAGAUAUCCUAGGAGAAUAUCUAGAAGAAUUGGAGAAGAUUCAUGGCGACAAAAAUCCAGAUAGUGCAGAUGAUAAGGGUGAGGUCCCUACUGUGAUAUAUGAACCUAGCGGAGGAGUCUGGGGCAGCAAUCUUCUGCCUGAGACGGCGGUAGAGAACAUUACCGAAACUAAAGAAGACAUGGAAGACCUCCGCUGUCUUCUGGAGUUUAUUGAUGAAGAAUGCAAAUCCGAUUUUGACCUCGUCCGAGCUAUCAAGCACGGCGGCGUCAAAAAAAUAGCCUUCACAGAUAUCGACCUACUCUUUACUGCGGGAGAUGAAAUCUAUUCUCAAAAGCAUGUCGAUAAUCCGCAAAUCUAUCGUGUCCUCGCUACCACCGGCGGUCGUCCUCUCCGAAAGACUGAGUUCAUCCGAGGAAAUUACAAGUUGUACUAUCGUAUGCUAAAAAAAGCUACGACUGGUAUAUGCGAGCCCAACCACGCGCCAAGCUACAGCGAUAUAUUCCGUGCUAGAAAAGACGAUGAUGGUAAGGGUGAAUCAUUAUAUAGACGACACGACACUGCGAGCCCCUUCAUCAUUGAUUGUUAUUCAAUCGAUUUUGACGGUUCACAUCUUGGCGGUGUUCAAAAGCAGAUUGAAAUUCGCCCAUACGAAGGUGAGAAACCGGUUACAUCACUACCGGUGUACCCAUUGAAGUUCCUGCCAGAUUUGGAAAAAACAAGGGAACGGCUUUUGGCUCGGGGGAAGUCUUUUUUGCAGAUGCUAGAUGUUUCCCAUAGGUAUUACGAAGGGUUGAGCCUUAGUGAGCCAAAGGAAGAGAUUCAAAGUCAAGUAAUUGCAGACCCAACCCUCGCACUACAACUCAACCCCGAGUGGAUCCCAAAACUAGGUCUCGACAAUGCUACCGAGCGCGAUCCCCGCGAGGCGAACGAGUCCGGCCCCUCUGCAUGUUCCACUCUCUGCUGGCAGGGUAGCUUCUGCGAAAAGCAUGAGGACUUUUUCAUCGAGCUCCAAACAAAGCACCAUCAGGAAAUCUUUGCGGGCCAAGCGAAACUUCUCGAUGAAGCCCAGGAGCAUCAAAAACUAGGAGAUUCUCUUAUCAUCCUAUUACCGGAGCGGAUAUUUGGGUUCGUACUGAGAAGCCGGAAAUGGGCUCCACUGGACGUCACAUUAAUGAGGGACGUUCCAAGUCGAAAAGAAGGGUUCAACUCAUUAGUUUUGCCAAAGGGACAUCGGGACCUGGUCGAGGCGCUGGUCCAAACACACUCCCGAGGCUCGAGGCCUACCUCCGGUACAAUUUACGACAGAGAACACGAAGUUGAUCUCGUUCGUGGGAAAGGCAAAGGACUCAUUAUUCUGCUUCACGGUGCUCCGGGAGUGGGGAAAACAUCCACAGCAGAAUGUGUAGCCGACUUUACUGGAAGGCCUCUCUUCGCGAUAACAUGCGGUGACAUCGGAGCCGAAGCCAAGGAAGUUGAAGAGAACCUCGAAAAGCACUUUUCCCUGGCACACAAAUGGGGAUGCGUUCUUCUCCUUGACGAGGCCGAUAUUUUCUUACAGAAGCGUGACAGGGCCGACCUUCGCCGUAAUAGUAUGGUCUCGGUCUUCCUGCGCGUUCUCGAGUAUUACUCGGGAAUCCUCUUCCUAACGACCAACCGAGUGGGCAUGUUUGACGAAGCUUUUAAAUCUCGCAUCCACAUAAGCCUCUAUUAUCCCCCUCUCGAUCGAAAAGCGUAUCUUGCCGUGUGGGACAUGAACUUGACACGCACUCAAGAAGGGAAAAAGAACAUUCAAGUUGAUCGCGCCGAGAUUCGGGGCUAUGCCAAGAAGCAUUACAAGCAGCUGAAGUGGAACGGAAGACAGAUUCGGAACGCUUUUCAGACAGCGAUAGCGCUCGCGGAAUUCGAUGCCAAGAAGGCCGCUAUCAAAGCUGGCGUGGAGGGUGCAGAAGACAUGAUUCACCCUCCAGCGAAACUCACGCGUCAGAAGUUUGUCAAAGUUGCGAAGGCUAGUAAGGACUUUGACGAGUACCUUAGAGAAGUUUACUCCGGGUUGAACGAUGCAGACAUUGCCGAACUGGAAGAGGUGCGCAAGGACAAUUAUCUAGGAUACCCUCCACGGCGGAGAUCAACGUUCAAUCGGAGCAAGAAGGAGGAAGUGAGUGAAAGCGAGGAGGACACUAGUACAGAUAGCGAGGAGGAUGAGGAUGAUGGCGAUAGUGAAGACCAAGAUGAAGAUAGUGAAAUCGAUAAGAAAAGGAGGAAAAAGAGGAAAGGUAGUAGUGGGGGCAAGAAGUCCAAGAAGGGAGACGAUGACAGUGAGGAUAGUGAGGAUGAGGAAGAGGAGGCAAGGUCUAAGAAGAAGGCAGGGAAGAAGAAAAGUUCAAGACGGUAAUAGCGAUACUGUACUGUAUCCUGGGAUGUGCAUCUUAGAGUAGCUUAAUUUAUAUUUAUGAGGUCAUCUUC
Tuber melanosporum (Perigord truffle) is the source of this 3398-nucleotide messenger RNA. RefSeq lists its product as uncharacterized. Gene Ontology annotation, molecular function: ATP binding; ATP hydrolysis activity. The transcript is spliced from 10 exons. NCBI's taxonomy places the organism in Eukaryota, Fungi, Ascomycota, Pezizomycetes, Pezizales, Tuberaceae. The record is from RefSeq and is a predicted model, not a curated record. The coding region runs from base 1 to 3327 and encodes 1108 amino acids.